GACGUUCACAUUCACCUGCGUCUGCGACGACUCCCCAGUCAUACUUGGUAUACCGAACAAGCCGCUUCGAUUUUCAAACGCGUUUCGAAUCCUCUUUCGUUUUUUUUUUGAAGUGCGUGUUGCCAGUUCCACAGUUUUGAAAUAUACUAGACACAAACCGCAAAAUGUCGACGCAACAGUGCCGGGCGGGUCUCUUCGUACUCGUAGCGAGUUUAGCAGUGGUGUCGUGCGCGCAAGUUGAAGACCCUUGUAAGACUAAAUCAAGAGUGGUCGCCGACGACAAAUACUGCGACAAGUACUGGGAGUGUGACGGUGGUCAACCGGUGCAGUAUGACUGUCCCAACGGGCUGGUCUUCGCUGGCAAACACCGAGGCGUGACAGAGGGGUGCGAUUACCCUUGGAGAUCGAACUACUGCGAAUAUCCUAAAGCGCAAAUAAAUCCACCAAUUGGCACUGAGCACUGCGACUGGCUGUACGGUAUCUUCGGACAUGAAACCUCUUGCACCAGAUACUGGACGUGUUGGAACGGAACUGCCACUGAACAACUGUGUAUCGGCGGUUUGCUUUACAACGAGAAUGCUCACUCUUGCGAUUGGCCGGAGAACGUUGAUGGUUGCCAGAAACAUCCCCUUUGCAACGAGGAUCCCAACGGCAACGUGCCGCUAGGCAAGUCCUGCAACCGCUACUGGCAGUGCCAGGGCGGGUACCCGCGUCUGCAGCGCUGCCCCGCCAUGCUGGUGUUCGACAGACGGUCGCUGAGAUGUGUGGUACCACCCACUGAGGACUGCGAUGUGCCUACCACCACCACGCAAGCGCCGGAGGAGGAGGAUCCGAGACAGGGACAACAACCAUCAAAGAGGCCGAACAACAACGAGUAUCAAGAAGGUCAAGGUCGUCAAAGACAGAGGAAUUAGGGACAUUUCCUAAAUGUCCAUAGUUUAUAAGUGUUUCGAAUGGGCAUAAAAAAAUUCUUUUACCAAAACCAAUGGACAUAAUAUAUAUCACUUAUGAUGUGAUCAAUAACCUAUUUGUAACCUAUCAUUUAGUUUAGCAACAAGCAAGUUAUCAACUAUUUGUAAUAUAAAAUUUAUACUUACGAUCUACAGGACCUUCAAAAUUUACGUAUCGAGAUUAGGAUCAUUUGUAGCUUUACCUUUAGUAUGCAGUUACGCCGAUCUGUUUCCAAGUCAUUGUCAUGUCUUUUACCUAAACUUUCUUAAUUUUUUUUUAAUAUUACACGUUCUUUGUUAAUAAUUACGACGAUGCUGACUAUUCGACAGAUUUAUUUAAAUAGGUUAUUGAAAACGGCGAGCCACACAGCUACGUUUAAUUAAAAAAUACCUGAAUCAUCUAUAAUUAUUUUCUCUCUCUUCAUUUAAGUUUAAUCAAAAAUGCGAACCCUUUACGAGUUUUGUUCAUAAAAACGGCAAAAAUGCAAAUACAAUUUUAUUUAUUUUACGUACGCUUUCAUAAUUAGCACGAACAGAUAGAAAUACACCUAUUUUUAAUAAAAGUUUUUUGUUUCAUUAUUUUUUGGUAAUUUACCUAUUAAUUGAAAGUCACUUCUUCUAGUUUGACGGGCCCCUAAUUAUUAUUAGUUAAAGCAUCGUAGGUACUUCCCAACCAUUGACGUGCACUUCAUAGAUCCAAAAAUGCGUUGCCUACCUUGAAGACACAUUGCGAACCACAUUCGGAGAAGGAAUUUUCCAUUUUGUAUAUUUUGUUGUAUAAGUGCUUACCCUAAAAGCUUUGAGCACGCCACUGCUAACCUUGAACCAAAACAAUCCAAACUCUAUAGUUGCCUACCAGACUUUCAGCUUCUAUAAAAUCACGAAGAUCUAGCUGUCAUAGGCUCCCCAUCUUUUUGUUAGUAGGUACCUAUAGAUAGUCUAAAGAGCUUAAUUAAAAACCUGAAAUUCUUUCAUGAAAAACAUAACUAAUUAACAAAAGUCUUAAUUGAAAAUGUACACCUAAGUAGUCAUCUGGCAUCGCUUUUUAAUGGAAUACCGAAUUCAUUAGCUCCCACUUCUUUCAUUCGAUUUUUAAUUAUCGCCGGCCAUUUUUUAUUAAUUUACGAGAUUAUAUUUUAAAAGUCCAUUUCUCUGAAUCGCCUUUAAUUAGUAGUAUUUAUACUUUUUUAAUUAGUCAUACCUACUUGUAGACUGUAUAAGAUUAUUUUAACUUGGCAAGUCAACACAGACACAUUGUAGGUAGAAUUUUCAAAAUACAACUGUGAACAUGAUACAACAUUCUUCUUGUUCUGAGGGCCUAGUGGCAGUUUGAUACUCUUACUAUCGCGUUAACGUAAACGCGAAAUUCUAAGGAAUUGAAACAGCGCCAUCUAGUGGCACUACUGCACAACUGUUUCAAUUCCAUAUAAAUUUGCGUUUACGUCAACACGAUAGUAACAGUAUGAAAAUAUUGAAAACUCUCCUAGGCACACUGUUUAAAAAUGGUUGUGGUCGUUUCAUUUUCUUCCAGUUAAAAUUAAAUUAAGUUUAGAGAAAUAAAAUGUCAAAGUUUGUAAUGACAUGAAUGCGUUGCUAUAGUUAUGCAACACCCAAAAAUGAGUUUCUGCGUAUAGUUCCACUUACAGGCCACGACUUAUGCCGUAUUUUUAUUUGUCUGGUAUGUCGUGUCGUGACGCAUCAGAACAGAAUCGGUAUCAUACUUACAUUUUGUAUGCGGCACAUCAGAAGUCAUCACGACAUGUGUGAAGCCGGAUUUAUAUUUGUCUGACGUGUCGUGUCGUGACGCAUCAGAACUGAAUCGGUAUCAUACAUUUUGUAUGCAACACAUGAGAAGCCAUCACGACAUGUCACAACACAUGUGUAAAGGCGGAUUUAUAUUUGUCUGACGUGUCGUGUCGUGACGCAUCAGAACAGAAUCGGUAUCAUACAUUUUGUAUGCGUCACAUCAGAAGCCAUCACAAAUAUAAAUCCGGCUUUAUACUUGGAUAGUUUUGAAAACCGAUUCUGUUCUAAUGCGUCACGACACGACACGUCAGACAAAUAUAAAUCCGGCUUUAUACUUGUAUAGUUUUGAAACGAAUGGAAGUGCAUCUCCACGAUGAUUGCAGACACUAUAGAAGUACAGUGUGUGUUGACGUGCCAAGCUAGAAUACCUAGUCUAGAUAAAGUAAACUUUAUGUCUGUCAAAGAAAUACUCAUUUUAAGGUAAUAUACCUGAGUUGUCAAUUUUAUUAGAUUAGUCAAGUUAGUGUAAGAUUGUACUGUGCUAAUGUUAAGAUAAUAAACAUAAAUAUUUCCAAAA
Molecule: messenger RNA, 3273 nt
Organism: Bicyclus anynana (squinting bush brown)
Lineage: Eukaryota; Metazoa; Arthropoda; Insecta; Lepidoptera; Nymphalidae
Product: protein obstructor-E-like
Exons: 6
Coding region: 165-914 (249 amino acids)
Cellular component (GO): extracellular region
Molecular function (GO): chitin binding
Source: RefSeq, a predicted model, not a curated record